Chinchilla lanigera (long-tailed chinchilla) is the source of this 1782-nucleotide messenger RNA. RefSeq lists its product as uncharacterized. NCBI's taxonomy places the organism in Eukaryota, Metazoa, Chordata, Mammalia, Rodentia, Chinchillidae. The transcript has 4 exons. The record is from RefSeq and is a predicted model, not a curated record. Bases 1 to 894 code for a protein of 297 amino acids.
AUGCGGCAGCGUCUCCAUGGCAACGUGGCAUCUCGCGCCGCGCGCCGCCCUCCCCCGGCGCCCCGCAGUGGGCAGGAGGCCGAGCCUGGCAGCCCCUCCCGGCCCAGCAGCCAGCAAGCUGGGCCAGGAGGCCAAAGCCUGACGGGAGGAGAGGGCUCUGUCCAGAGGCUGUCCCCUCCCUGCGCCUCCUGUAGGCCAGGAAAUCACGAACAGGGUCUGAUCAGGGCGAAAGACCCUCGCUGGCGGAGGGACAUUUCUGAUCUAAGUCCUGGCCAUGAAAAUGGCACAGCGAUCCCGGCUGGAGCGGCUCUGGAGAGGGCACUGAGGCACUGCGGGCAGUGGCAUCCUGUCCAGGACGAGCACAAGCCCAGCAACUGCAUCAACCCCUCUGUGCCCGGCACCCACACUGCGCACAGACGCCGGCGCGCGCAGCCCCAGCUACGACGCCCGCAGUGCCCCUUGCUUGCCUUCUUCGUCUCGCCGGACACGCGAGACACGUGGAGCCCCAGCUACGACGCCCGCAGUGCCCCUUGCUUGCCUUCUUCGUCUCGCCGGACACGCGAGACACGUGGAGCCCCAGCUACGACGCCCGCAGUGCCCCUUGCUUGCCUUCUUCGUCUCGCCGGGUCCGCGGACACGCGCGCGGUCGGGAGGUGGGCGACACCCUCUUCCCCGCGCACGCUGUGGGUUUUCCCAUGUUCUGUGUAUGGAGGAAAUGGACGGCGCCGCGGCAGGAGAGAUCCAGGCUAUGUUGCCCAGGCUGGUCUUGAACUUCUGGGCUCAACUGAUCCUCCUGCCUCAGCCUCUCAAGUAGCUAAGACUAUGGAUAUGCACCACUUCACCCGGCCAGUUCUUUGUCUAAGACAAAAUAUAUAUACAAGAAAUGUGCUGUGAUCAUGAAUGGUGUUACGUCAGUUUGACUUGAGUAAGAAGUGCCUGGUGAUUAGUAAAUUCCGGGUGGCUCUGUGGAUGAUUGACAUGUAGGCCAACAAACGGAGGGGGAAGACCCACCCCAGAUGCGGAUGGCACCAACCAAUAGACUUGUAGCUUGGAGAGACUAACAAGGGAGAAAAGAAGGAAGUGUCCCCCUUUUCUUGGAAGAGCGCCAGCCCUCGAACAUUGGUCUACAGUUUCUUCAGGCUUCCAACUCAGAGCCACACCAGAGAUUCCACAGUGAGCUUCCAGGCCUUUGAUCUCCCACAGCUACCGGAUCUGGGGCGCCGCCGCGUGCACACGGCCAGUUUGGGUUUUUCCGCCUCUGCGCCCGCACGUGGCUGUUGUGACUUCUGCCUCUGAGCCGCUAAGCUAAUUUAAUAAUCCCUUUGUGGAAUUAUACACAUAUUUUAUAUUGGUUCUGUUCCUCUAGAGAACUCUAAGUAAUACGUGCAGAAAUCUCACGUAUAUCAUUUGUUGAAUUUUGACAAGAAUGUGUAUGGCCAACCAUGCCAAGGUGGAGAAUAUUUCCAUCACUCCUCAAAAUUUCCCUGUUGGCUUCUCAUCCGCACGGGUUUCUUUCUCCCAUUGCUUAGUUUUGCCUUUUCUGGAAUGUCAGAAAAAUGGAAUCACGCUCUGUGUAUUAUGUCUGGCUUGUUCCACUCAGCGUCGUGUUUUGGAGAAUCAUCCUGUUGUAUAUAUCAGCAGUUUGUUCUUUUCUAUUCCUACAUAGAAGGCCAUUGUAUAGAUACGUGAUUGUUUGUUCAGUCGUUUGCCUUCUGAUGGACUCCCUGGACUGUUUCUAGGUUGGACCGUUGUGAAUAAAGCUGCUGUGACAUUCUCAUACAA